Heterobasidion irregulare TC 32-1 is the source of this 950-nucleotide messenger RNA. RefSeq lists its product as uncharacterized. The annotation marks the transcript as partial. NCBI's taxonomy places the organism in Eukaryota, Fungi, Basidiomycota, Agaricomycetes, Russulales, Bondarzewiaceae. The transcript has 4 exons. The record is from RefSeq and is a predicted model, not a curated record.
CGAUGUCUAAGUUGAUUGCCGUGACAGGAGCUACUGGGCAACAGGGCUCGUCAGUAGUCGAGUUUCUUCUGAAGGCACCGACCGACACUUUCAGUAUUCGUGCCAUCACUCGUAACCCUUCUUCGCCAGCUGCACAAGCGUUGGCUGCGAGAGGUAUCGAGGUCGUCCAGGCGGACCUAGCCUCCUUAGAACAAGCUACCAAAGCCUUCGAAGGAGCCUGGGGCGUCUUUGGCGUUACCCAAUUUUACGAGCACGGGUUCGAUGCCGAGCAGCUACAUGGAAAGCACAUCGUUGAAGCGGCCAAGGCUGCAAAUGUGAAGCACAUCGUCUGGUCCACAGUUGAAGGGCGCGAUGGCGAAUGCGGCGCAAUCAGCUGGAAAUCUAAGGCUCUCAUCGAAGACCGCGUUAUCGCAUCUGGCAUCCCCUACACGCUCGUCUAUAUCCCGAUGUACUACGAAAACUUCUGGACGAGCUUUUUCGCGCCGAGCUAUGACGAGCAAAAGGGUUUCAAUUGGAGCAUCGCCUUCCUCCCCGACGUCCCGAUCUUUGCGUUCAGCGUUGCAGACCUUGGAGGAUUGGUCGUUCCCGCUUUUAGCCAGCCGGAGCAAUAUAAUGGUGCAAAGAUCAAGACCGUUACCGAGUUUCUGACCCUGCGCGAAUUGGCAAGCCAGUUUAGCGAGGUUGUAGGUGAGAAAGCGAGCCUCGCUCUCGAAAUGACGCCUGAGCAAUUUGAGGCCUCUCGUUUCGUCGACCACCCCGCUGCGGAGUUGAUGUAUCUGAGCUGGGACUACGUCAGACGAGCAGGCCCCGAUAGUGGCGUUCGCGACCAGAACCAGACCUUCUCUAUUUACCCUCACGCAAAGACCUAUCGGCAGUGGGUAAAGGACAGUCAGCUGGUAAAGGAUCUCGUGGUGAAAUUGAAAUCAGAAGUCAAGACAACGAGUACUUAA